Molecule: messenger RNA, 1269 nt
Organism: Hyla sarda
Lineage: Eukaryota; Metazoa; Chordata; Amphibia; Anura; Hylidae
Product: acetylserotonin O-methyltransferase-like
Exons: 9
Coding region: 292-1257 (321 amino acids)
Biological process (GO): methylation; melatonin biosynthetic process
Molecular function (GO): acetylserotonin O-methyltransferase activity
Source: RefSeq, a predicted model, not a curated record
GCACAGGAGAGGCCCGCUGCCAGGGCAAGGACAGGAGAAUCCCGGGCCCCCAGCUCUGGAAUCUGGGCUGCUGGAGAGGCGGCUAAGGAGAGAGAGGCCUGCAGCAGCAGCAAGUGCCGACAUACUGCAGGUCUGGACGCCCCCCCCGCUAGUAACUCCUUGAGCACCAGCGUCCUUAUCUCUUCCUGCAGCUCCCUCCUCUCCUGCUAAUUCUGCUAAAGGUUGUGGCUGGGGAGCUCUCCUAGUUAUGACUGCUGUGACUGCAUCUUCAUCUGGAGUCAACACUAGACCAUGUUUACAGCAUGUGAACUGGGAGUUUUUGAUUUACUACAUGAAGCACAGGAACCAAUUCCAGCUGCAACAAUCGCUUCUCGCUUGGGCACCAGUGUGGAUGGAAUGGAGCAGCUGCUUGAUGCCUGUGUUGGACUGAAGCUUUUGAAAGUUGACAUACAAAACAAUAAAGGUUAUUAUUCCAAUACUCAUGCUUCCACUCAAUACAUGGUCAAGUCCAGCCCUAGGACACUCUAUCACACGAUGAUCCAUUACUCUAAUACUGUAUAUAAGUGCUGUCACUUUUUACCACAAGCUGUAAGGGAAGGAAAACCUCAGUAUGAAAGGACUUUUGGGAUAUCUUCAAAAGAAAUAUUUGAUGGUGUAUACAGAUCAGAAGAGGAGAUGCUGAAUUUUAUAUAUUUAAUGGACUCAACAUGGAAUAUUUGUGGGAAAGACGUUAUCCAAGCUUUUGACCUAUCUCUGUUUCACACAGUCUAUGACCUUGGAGGGUGUUCAGGGGGUCUUGCAAAACAAAUUGUAGCUACAUAUAAAGAUUCAACAGUCACCAUUAUGGACCUGCCAAAGGUUGUGCAAACAGCUAAGAAACAUUUUGUAACAGAUAAGGAGAAGCAGAUACAUUUCCUUGAAGGUGACUUCUUUAAUGAUCCCAUUCCGGAAGCAGACCUAUUUAUUUUGUCCAGGAUUAUUCAUGACUGGACUGAAGAAAAAUGCAUCGCACUGCUGAGAAAGAUUUACCAGUCUUGUACACCUGGAGGUGGAGUGCUGAUUGUUGAAGUCCUUUUAAAUGAAGACAGAAGUGGUCCAGUCAUUUCCCAGAUGUUCUCACUGCACAUGUUGGUCAUGGCAGAAGGAAAGGAACGGACGCCAUCUGAAUAUACAAAGCUCCUUACAGACUCUGGCUUCAGGGACAUUGAAGUCAAAGCAACUGGAAAGAUAUAUGAUGCAAUAUUGGGAAGGAAGUAGGGCUAAAUGUAA